This is a messenger RNA of Chionomys nivalis (European snow vole), 1247 nucleotides long. It is a transcript of the gene Snapin, whose product is annotated as SNAP associated protein. The record is from RefSeq and is a predicted model, not a curated record. Gene Ontology annotation, molecular function: SNARE binding. NCBI's taxonomy places the organism in Eukaryota, Metazoa, Chordata, Mammalia, Rodentia, Cricetidae. Gene Ontology annotation, biological process: regulation of synaptic vesicle exocytosis; lysosome organization; lysosome localization. The coding region runs from base 38 to 448 and encodes 136 amino acids. Gene Ontology annotation, cellular component: BORC complex; BLOC-1 complex; synaptic vesicle. The transcript is spliced from 4 exons.
CCCUCGCGGCAGGCUGCGGGCGUCAGGGCAGUUGGUGAUGGCGGCAGCAGGUUCCGCUGCCGUGUCAGGGGCAGGGACCCCGGUGGCGGGGCCCACGGGCCGCGACCUCUUUGCCGAGGGGCUCCUGGAGUUCCUGCGACCCGCUGUGCAGCAGCUCGACUCUCACGUGCACGCGGUCAGAGAAAGCCAGGUAGAGCUCCGGGAACAAAUUGACAACCUAGCUACAGAACUAUGCCGGAUCAAUGAGGAUCAGAAGGUGGCCUUGGAUCUGGACCCCUAUGUUAAGAAGCUGCUUAACGCCAGGCGACGAGUUGUCUUGGUGAACAAUAUUUUACAGAAUGCCCAGGAACGGCUAAGGCGGCUAAACCACAGUGUUGCCAAGGAAACAGCUCGAAGGAGAGCAAUGCUGGAUUCAGGAGUUUACCCUCCUGGUUCUCCAAGCAAAUAAGUUGGGCCUAUGACCUGAGUGUACAAGUACUGUUCUCCAGCUGCUUUUUUUGGUAGCCAUGAGAAGAUCCCAGAAGUUUCUGUCGACCUUAGGUUUGUUUGAACUGUGCACUCGUUCAUGUAGUGGCCUCAAGAAACAUGCACACUGCAGACUUUCCUAAAGAGCUUCCGUUACAGCUUGUGCUUCCAAGAAUAAGCUUCUCACUGUGUAGCCCAGGCUGGCUGAAUGCUGAGAUUACAGGCAUGUACCAGGUGCCUGGCUCCCAUCUACACAUUUCCCCACAGAGAAUGUUAAGGUUAGGCAUCAUGUGUAGAAAGUUCCAAACACACCAGUGUUAGUGCAGGAAUAUUUCCGCUCCUCCCCCUCUGCUUUACCACAGUUCCUCUCAUGGUCAUGACUCUUCCAGACUCAUCUUUACAUAUAUAUCCUAUAUAUUUUAAUGUUUGCUUCUUAGCAAGGGUCACAACUAUUGCCUUCAUCAGUGCUGCCCCAGGAGAGCACAACAAAUGACAUGAAGAUCCAAGGUCAAGGGUAGAGCACAGAAUCCCUAAGCUUUUGUGGUUUGUUAUUUUUUUUUUUUUUAAGCUAUCUAUUUUAAGGGCUGGAGGGAUGGCUCAGUGAUUCAAGAGCACUGACUGUUCUUCCAGAUAAUGGAGUUCAGUUCCCAGGACUCAAGGGGUGGCUCAUAGCAAUCUACAGUUCCAGGGGAUCCAAUGCCCUCUUCUGGCUUUUUGGGGCACAGCACACAUACAAGAUGCAGACAAAACAUCCAUUCACAUAAAAUAAAAACUUAAAGCUU